AUGGAAAACCCUACUACAGUGUAUGAAUUUGUUCUUGCUGGAUUCAGCGACUCUUCAAAACUGCAGAUCCCUCUCUUUAUGUUCUUUCUAGUGAUAUAUGUUAUCACCCUGAUUGCAAAUCUUGGAAUGGUACUUUUAAUAAAGAUUGACUCUCAACUCUACUCCCCUAUGUACUUCUUCCUGAGCAAUUUGUCCUUUGUAGACUUCUGCUACUCCACUGUGGUCACUCCCAAGAUGCUGACAGACUUUUUUAUGAAGGGAAAAACUAUUUCUUUAACAGAGUGUGCCGUGCAAAUGUGGUUUUUCAUUUUGUUUUUAGCCGCCGAGUGUUUCCUCUUAGCAGCAAUGGCAUAUGAUCAGUAUAUUGCUAUUUCCAAUCCACUGCUCUAUACAGCAAUUAUGUCACAAAAGGUUUGCUCCCAGCUCGUGGUCCUACCCUAUCUUGUUGGAUUGUUGAAUGCCACAAUACACAUAUCUUUAUAUUUUCAAUUAACCUUUUGUAACAACAACAUAAUCAAACAUUUUUGUGACAUUCCUGCAGUCAUAUCACUCUCCUGUUCAGAUACACAAGUCCACAAGAGGUUACUUUUUGGUCUCUCUUGCGCCUUUGGCAUUGUGAACAUUGCUAUUAUCAUUGUCUCCUUCAUCUAUAUUCUCAUUGCCAUUCUCAGAAUCCACUCCAGUGCAGGUAGGCACAAAGCUUUCUCUACCUGCUCAACCCACCUCACGGUUGACUUCUUUUAUGGAACUCUCUUUUUUACAUAUGUGCGCCCCAGCUCAUCAGCACCGGAGGACAAGAUGGUCUCCAUGCUCUAUACAGUGAUAAUCCCCAUGCUCAAUCCCUUGAUAUACAGCCUGAGGAACAAAGAAGUGAAAGACGCAUUAUUGAAGCUAUUGAAGCUACGAUGUCAAAGAAACAAAAAUGUGUGUUUGAUUGAGAAACUUCAGGCUAGGAAUGAUGACAAGUUUAUUCCCAUCUCAGUGAAGAAACUUUUGCCAUUUCUUGAAGAAGAAGGUUCCUGCACGAAGGAAGAAUUUCUCACCAUAUCAAGCAAUUUCUACACUACUGCUAUUGAAUAUCUAACUUACUGGAGCUCCCACUCUGAAGAUAUAAGAAGCAAUGCUGCAGUGGAGAGAGUGUUUUCUUCCAUGAACAUGAUGUGGACAUCUCAGAGAUCAAGACUCGGUAUUGACACUAUCAAAGCUAUGUUAGCUGUCCUAAGUAACUUUUCCAUGACUUGCCAAGAAUUCGCAACAAAACUGGAGUCAAGAAGAGAUCUUCUCAACAAGGUGCACUCUUUGGAAAAAUACAACUAG
Euleptes europaea (tarantolino) is the source of this 1317-nucleotide messenger RNA. Its product is annotated as olfactory receptor 1009-like. Gene Ontology annotation, biological process: G protein-coupled receptor signaling pathway; sensory perception of smell. Gene Ontology annotation, cellular component: membrane. The record is from RefSeq and is a predicted model, not a curated record. Gene Ontology annotation, molecular function: odorant binding; G protein-coupled receptor activity; olfactory receptor activity. NCBI's taxonomy places the organism in Eukaryota, Metazoa, Chordata, Lepidosauria, Squamata, Sphaerodactylidae.